GAAUUAUUUUUAGGCGCUCAACCGGACGUGUAUUGUUUCGUUGCGUCGUGCUUGACACCGCUGAGAAAAGCACCGUGGCUGAAACUGAAAACUUCGGGAAAAAUGGAAAAAGUAACAGGCGUGAAGACUUUAUCCGCGCAUCCGCUGGCGAGAUAAGAAACAACAGCGAUGGAUCUUCAUGUUUUCUCGCUGCGGUGGUCUCCAAACUGACAAUGGUGUCGAAGGAAGGAAAAACGCAAAUUUUCUCACAAUUCCAUUGAAAGUAUAUUUACUCAUGGAGAAAGGAGCAAGUCGGGAGUCAUGAGCACAGGUGUGAAGAAGCCUCCAUUAGCUCCCAAACCCAAACUCCCUUCAACCACCAAACCCUCUCCCCCACCCAUCGCCCCCAAACCAGGUCUCCUCAUCCCAUCUUCAGUCGUCUCGCAACCUUCCCCUGCAACUCUUAAGAGGACAAAACCGGCUGUUGCACCCAAGCCAUGCAUUCGCAAAUCCACAGCCUCGUCUCCCCCUGUUUCUCCUCUGCCUCCCAAACCCAGGGAAUCCCUUAUCCUAUCUCAGGAACAGGAGGAGGCUUUAGGCGACAGCCUCUCACUUCUCAACUCCAAAAAUGGGAUUUUAUCAGAGACUAACAAACGUGAGUCGGAUUACAUCAUUCCCACCUGCUCCUGUGGGCUGGAGGACUCUUCCCAGUGCCAGCAUCUGGAAAAUGGAAGUAUAACUGAGUUUGAGAGCGGUUUGCACAAAGAAGUGUUGCAGAAUGGGAUUUCUACAGAAGGAUUCACAGGGUCAAGGGGGCAAGAGAAACCAGAACACAGGGAGGAGGGAGUGGCUGUGGAGAAGGGUGAGGGUGGAGGGGUGAGCAGAAAGCCCAGAGAUAAGCCUCAAAGACAGAGACACCUGGAUAAGGUCUUCGUAAACAAAGAGGACCAGAAUGGGAAAGCUUCGGAGAUUGUAAAACAUCAAGCCAUUGCUUUUUCUGAGCCUGAUGUUCCAAAAGUGGAUGUACAGACUGUAGCCCAAAACGCAGAUUUAACAGACUCCAAGUCAGCCUGUGAUGUUGCAGGCAGCAUCAUUUUCUCUUCAAGCAUUGCUCCCCUUGUGUCCCCUCCAGAAAUCUUUCAUGUGGAGCGCAGUGAGCCCAUCAGCAAAGCGUCUCCUACCAGAUCACACCCCGAUUCACAGGUCCCUGCUGCCCCCAGUAAGCCUCUCCCGGUCCCUCACCCACGUAAACUUAAAAAGCCAGCCCUGGUGAGGCAGGAUGGCGUGGAGGGCAGUGCCCAGGAUCAGACAGUGGCUUUGGAGGAGCAAAAACUGGGGCUUGAGGUGCGAGAGGCUGAAGGGAAACUGAAUCUAGCUGGUCUGUCUCUCAGUUCAGACAGCGAGAAGCUCAAACGGAACUCGUGUCACAAUACUUUACCCCAGAAAGACUCAGGUUUAGGAGAGGAUGAGGCCAACGCACCUAUCCCCCCUCCUCGUCAGACCUCCCUCUCACCUCGCCUUCACAGAUCGGUCCCCUCAUUGAACAAAAACGCCUCCCACUCCUUGGUCAUGCUGUCACAAUCUGACUCAAUGAGCCAUGAAAAAGAGGACGAGUACCACCGGGUGGAGGAGGAUGAGGAGGAUGGCUAUGGCGACUUUGAGCGCUACCCAAUCACUCACAGCCUCCCCAAGCAGAUCAAACUGGGCUGUCACCCUCCGCUGGCCAAUGCGAGGAAAGCCUUCUCGGCCGAGGAUCAGCAGUCACCGAGGGCGCCACCCAGAAAACCUCAGAGACACAGCCUGCCAGCACCCCCUCCGCCCUCCUUCUGCCCUCCUGCACCUCCACAUGCUAACACCCCUAUGAGGGAGCUGCCUGCUCCUCCCCAGGAGAAAACAGCCUGGCGAUUCACCCGACCCUGUGUGACCUUCUUCAGCCGCCAGAUGCCCACCAGGAGCAGCGUGCCGCCAAAAGGCAGAGCUCCAGCUCUGGGGGGCAAGCAGCGGGCUCAGUCCUUCUCUGCAGCUGACCUGGCAACCCGGGCCGACUCUCAAAAGAGGAGCCUCUCUUUCCGGAAGCUGCUCGAGCUCAGGCUGUCGGUCAAGAUGCUGCCAAAGCUGCUGGCCAAGGGAGGCCAGUCUCUGGACUGUACCAGCACGGAGUCAAUACGGGGGGACAAGAGCCUGGAGCGACCCAAGAGCUGCAUAGGGGAGGCUGAUUUUCGUGGAGAAGGUGGAGAGGAGUCAGUGGAGUAUGAGAACGUUCCACUGUAUGAGGAGAUCCCCGAGUACAUGAACCUGCCGUUUCACAGUGCGAGGCUGGGCUGGCCACAUGACUCUGACGCAGAUGACUCAGACAUCUACGAGGUGCAGGAUCCCUAUCACAGAUACCACGACCAUGAGUACGAGAGUGGCUGGCCGAUGCAGGACGUCCACUCUGAGGAGGAGGAGAUCCACAGUUCAGAUGAAGAGGACAACAGCUCCACCUCCAGCAAGGAGCACCUGGACGAGGCAGACCGACAGCAAGAGGAUGAGAUGAAGAGGAAGAAGGUGGUGCACAUCGCCCAGGAGAUAAUGAGCUCCGAGAAAGUGUUUGUGGACGUCCUCAAGCUCCUUCACAUAGACUUCCGGGAUGCUGUUGCCAAGGCGACCCGUCAGAAUGGGAAGCCGGUGGUGGAGGAGAGGAUCCUCAGUCAGAUCCUGUACUACCUGCCCCAACUGUACCAACUCAACAGAGACCUGCUGAGGGAGCUGGAGGAGAGGGUGGCACACUGGAGCGAUCACCAGAGACUGUCAGACAUCUUUGUCCAGAAGGGUCCUUACCUGAAGAUGUACUCCACCUACAUCCGCCAGUUUGACAACAACGUGGCGCUGUUAGACGAGCAGUGCAGGAAAAACACUGCCUUCGCCGCUGUUGUCAAAGAGUUUGAGAUGAGUCCAAGAUGUGCCAGCCUGGCUCUGAAACACUACCUGCUGAAACCAGUGCAGAGAAUCCCUCAGUACCAGCUGCUGCUCACAGAUUAUCUAAAGAACCUCCCAGAAGACUCUGAGGAUUAUAAAGACACACAAGCUGCCCUCAGCAUCGUGAAGGAAGUGGCCAACCAUGCUAAUGAUAUCAUGAAACAAGGGGAUAACUUUCAGAAGCUGAUGCACAUUCAGUACAGUCUCAACGGUCACCAUGAGAUCGUUCAGCCAGGCAGGGUGUUUCUGAAGGAGGGCACAUUAAUGAAGCUGUCCAGGAAAGUCAUGCAGCCACGGAUGUUCUUCCUGUUUAAUGAUGCUCUCAUGUACACCACUCCGGUCCAGUCUGGCCAGUAUAAACUCAACAGUGUCCUCUCUCUCGCUGGGAUGAAGGUGAGUAAACCCAGCCAGGAGGCCUAUCAGAACGAGCUGAACAUCGAAAGCGUUGAACGAUCUUUCAUCCUGUCAGCCAGCUCGGCUACAGAGAGAGACGAGUGGCUGGAGGCCAUCGCCAAGGCCAUCGACGACUACACAAAGAAGAAAAUAACCUUCAUAUCAAGUCGGAGUCAGGAGGAGGCGGAGUGCGUUGUUGACAGCGGGGCCCCGUUAGGUUCAAAGGCUCCCAUCUGGAUCCCCGACCUGAGAGCCACCAUGUGCAUGAUCUGCACCUGCGAGUUCACCCUCACCUGGAGGAGGCAUCACUGUCGCGCCUGUGGAAAGGUGGUGUGUCAGGCAUGCUCUGCCAAUAAAUACUACCUGGAGUAUUUGAAGAACCAGCCAGCACGUGUGUGUGACCACUGCUUUGCCAAACUGCAGGAGAACAGUGACCGCUGUGCUUCAUCAUCAGUUUCUCCCAUCAAAUCCGGAGCUUUCUCCUUCACCAGGAAACAGAAGAAAAUUCCUGCUGCACUAAAAGAGGUUUCUGCCAACACAGAGAACUCCUCCAUGAGCGGCUACUUAAACAGGUCAAAAGGCAACAAGAAGCAGUGGAAGAGGCUGUGGUUUGUCAUUAAGAAUAAAGUCCUGUACACCUACGCUGCCAGCGAGGAUGUUGCAGCGUUGGAGAGUCAGCCCCUGCUCGGGUUUUUCCUGAGGGAGGAGAAGAACGGGCCGGCUCAGAAGCUGCAGUUUAAGCUGUAUCACAAAAACACGCUGUUCUACAUCUUUAAAGCUGACGACAUCCCCACCGCACAGAGAUGGAUCGAAGCCUUCCAAGAGGCGAUGAUUCUCGAACAGUAACUUGGUUUUUACAGCAGUGAAGUCACAUCACAGCCCCGGAGCCAGUUGAUGGACGACUUACGACCCCUGACUGACGUCAGGUUGCGGGUCACCAGCUCAGGAAGGACUCCAGACGGACUGUUGUCUUUGAACAUAAACCCACUGCAGAGCGCCACAGACUGGAUGUGGAAAACCAGACUGCUUUUCCCUCAAAGAACUGGAUUCUGUUUCUCUAAACUUAUUUUCUACCAACAACAUCUACUGAUGCUGUUUGUCGCAGCUGUGGGUCAAAGGUCAAGUCCAGAAGCAAGUGUGUGGAAGUGAGACAGAUCCAGGGAUAUUUAAAGCCCUCGGAAAUCCUUGGAAGUCUGGGAAUUAUUUUUAAACUGCAAACGGAUGAAGGAAUUACUUCUGUGUGAAACAAAAUAAACAAAACUGUCCACCUUCAUUCGAGCACGCUGAUAUUGGCCACAAGGCAAAAUCUAAAGAUUUGAGAUCGAAAGUUUUUAAAAACAAAUUUGAAUCAUGGAUGCAAAGUCUCACUGAUGUGUGUUCAAGAGUGUAACAAGGUGGGAUUUUACUGUGAAAAUCCAGCUUCAACAGAGAAACAGGAAGUUGAUGUUCUGCUCUUUAGGUCAAUCUCUCUGGUUAAGAGAUUUUACUCCUGUAUUUUUAAAUUUAACAUACAAAACAUUAAAAUCAUGGGUUACAAACAGCAUCCUGGAGAAAACUGGAACUAUAAUGAAUAUUGUAGAUAUUUUUCAUGCAGUUAAAAUGUUGUUUGUUUGUUUUUUUUGCCUUUUUAGCCAAGUUUAAAAAAUGGUUAAUAGGUAAAACUGUGUAUAUGGACAUGAGAGAGCAACAUUGACCUUUUUUAUAUGGACGCCAAGAGCUAAUAUUUAUGAAAUAGGAAGAUUUAUUGUUUGAUAAAAAGCACAGGCUGCCACUUAUUUUGGGAGUCAGGGUUUGUUAGGAAAUAUUUUUUUCCAUUUAAAUAUUUUUUUUUCUUUUAAAUCUAAAAGAGAACUUACAGAAAAGGAGAUUUUUUUUUAAUUAGCAAAUACUGUGGAAAGUACGCAUGAACUACAUUUCUUUGGGAAAUGCUCAAAAGGAUCAAAACAUUUGCAGAACUUGUGCCUUGUAUCUCCUGUUUUGAGAUAAAUUGCAAUAAUAUAGGAGCUCUUCACUAAGUAAGGACAAAUUUAAGCAUGACUACUCACUUUCUAACCAGGGUACUCUGGGUUUAUAGCUUUAAAAAAUAAGAUUUCUUCUUGGUUAAGUUGCCAUAUGUUGCACUACCCCGUUAAAGAAACCCAAAUCCUACUUCUUUAGAGAAAAAUAAAACAUUUAAUACUGUCAUUAUGGAUCUCUGGCUGUAGAUUUAGUCUAGGGAGGUAGAGAUGUGCUGCAGCCUGGUAUGAAAACGUAUGUCUUCAUGAUUGUACAUUAACAGUGACCAUCUAGAGUCUCCUAUAAGCAAUGAGUCUAAACUGUCAGGCAACAGUUUUUAAUAAAAUAUCUAUAAAUAUAA
This is a messenger RNA of Acanthopagrus latus (yellowfin seabream), 5686 nucleotides long. RefSeq names its product FYVE, RhoGEF and PH domain-containing protein 6-like. NCBI's taxonomy places the organism in Eukaryota, Metazoa, Chordata, Actinopteri, Spariformes, Sparidae. The record is from RefSeq and is a predicted model, not a curated record. Gene Ontology annotation, cellular component: cytoplasm. The transcript has 21 exons. Gene Ontology annotation, molecular function: metal ion binding; guanyl-nucleotide exchange factor activity. The coding region runs from base 301 to 4176 and encodes 1291 amino acids.